Messenger RNA from Syzygium oleosum, 648 nucleotides. Its product is annotated as citrate-binding protein-like. Bases 1 to 648 code for a protein of 215 amino acids. The record is from RefSeq and is a predicted model, not a curated record. Lineage: Eukaryota; Viridiplantae; Streptophyta; Magnoliopsida; Myrtales; Myrtaceae. The transcript has 2 exons.
AUGCGUUCUUUACUUCUGAUCCUGUGCCUUGUCCUUGUUUAUAGCAUUGAAAUAGUUCGUAUCUGUGCUGAUCCCACUGACGGGUUCACCGUCGUGCCGCUGACAGAGUGGAACUUCGAGAUACAGAGACCGUAUGACAAGCUGUUGGAGGAGAGGUACAGUUUCACAGAUGGAAUUAGGAGGCUUUGGGUCUAUGCAGAUGAUAAACCUCACGAACCUGACAGUAAGACCAAGCCACGGACGGAAAUUCGCAUAAGAGGGCUUGACUAUUCAUCUGGGGUGUGGCAAUUUGAGGGCUACGGUUUCGUGCCGAAUGGGACCUCCGGAGCCAUCAUAGUGCAGAUCCAUGGCGGCACGGGGCACGCCACUACUCUGAUACUAAGGAUGUAUGAAGGUGAUGUACAAUACUAUCUUCACGAUCUGAUCGCGACCAAUCUUUACGACAAGUGGUUCAGGGUGAACGUGAUCCAUGACAGGGAUCAAGGCAUCGUGGAGGUUUACCUUGAUGGGACUCUAAAGUUCGUGACGCAAGAUCGUGGCCCCGGCGACUUGUACUUCAAGUGUGGAGUGUAUGCCGCGCCCCCUAAGGUGAGCUAUUACAUGGAAUCGAGGUGGAAGGACAUUAAAAUAUACAAUAAGUGCUUGUAG